Messenger RNA from Miscanthus lutarioriparius, 651 nucleotides. NCBI's taxonomy places the organism in Eukaryota, Viridiplantae, Streptophyta, Magnoliopsida, Poales, Poaceae. The record is from the annotation of a GenBank genome assembly.
AUGGCGUCCAUCCCGUGCACCUUCCAGCUGAGCACGGCGGUGUCGAGGAGGGUGUCGCCGCGGGCGGCGGCGCAGGGGAAAGGCCAGGGAGGAGGAGGAGCGGGGCUGAGGACGCCGCUGCUGGGCGCGGGCGCGGGGCGGCGGGGCCUGGGGUGGCUCCGGCCGUCGCGGCUGAGCCGCGUGGUGCCGGCGAGCGAGAGCGGGCGUGUGGGUCCCACGUGCUGGUUCAAGUUCGGGAACAAGGACGCCGAGGCCGCCGGCACCUACGGCAGCCAGGCCCGGGACGACUUCGACCGCGACGACGUCGAGCAGGGACGCAUUCGCAUCCUCUGUGGAUCGCAGAGCAAAUCUAAACCCGCCGUGGCGACGGCGAUUGGAUUGUGGUUGCAACUGCAGUACUUCAACUACAUGGGGAUGCUGGCGGUGGAGGGCACCUACGACAAGAUGGAGGCGCUGCUGAACCAGGACAUCCACCCCGUGGACAUCCUCCUCAUGCUGGCGGCCUCCGAGGGCGACCGCCCCAAGAUCGAGGAGCUGCUCCGCGCCGGCGCCAAGUUCGACGUCAAGGACGUCGACAGCCAGACGGCGCUCGACCGGGCCACCGACGACACCAGAGAGUUCAUCCUCGGCUUCGCCGCCAAGAAGGCCUGA